This is a messenger RNA of Necator americanus (New World hookworm), 2721 nucleotides long. RefSeq lists its product as uncharacterized. The transcript is spliced from 27 exons. Gene Ontology annotation, biological process: protein poly-ADP-ribosylation; double-strand break repair. Gene Ontology annotation, cellular component: nucleolus. NCBI's taxonomy places the organism in Eukaryota, Metazoa, Nematoda, Chromadorea, Rhabditida, Ancylostomatidae. The coding region runs from base 1 to 2721 and encodes 906 amino acids. The record is from RefSeq and is a predicted model, not a curated record. Gene Ontology annotation, molecular function: zinc ion binding; NAD+-protein mono-ADP-ribosyltransferase activity; NAD+ poly-ADP-ribosyltransferase activity.
AUGAAUUCGACGGAUGUAUUCGAUUCCAAGAAUAUACCAUUUGCCGCUGGAUAUGCAAAGUCAUCGCGGGCCUUUUGUAAGGGGUGCAAAAGUACCAUUGGACAGGACAGCCUUCGUAUGUCUGUUCGAGAGCCAAGCAGGUUCUUCGAUGGUAUGCAGGACAACUGGUUUCAUCAUGCUUGCUUUUGGAAAAGACUCAAGCCGGGGAAAACUCAGAUAAAUGAAAGAUCGAUUCGAGGCAUGGAUAUGCUAAAAUGGGAUGAUCAGGAGAAAAUUCGUGAGAAGAUUAAUGCCUUCAUGAAUUACAGUAAUAGCGAUGCACCGCCUAUGGAUUCAUCAUUUUCUUCAAUAAAAGUCGAAUACGCCAAAACCAACAGAGGCAAAUGUUCCCGCUGCAAAGAGAUCAUUCCUAUCAAAGAAAUAAAAUUUGGAUUGCGUUCGAAUUGGUAUCAUCAGAAAUGCCUGUUUCUUAACGUGGUCUUUGGAGGACAUGUAGAUGAAAUGAAUGGUUUUUGUUAUCUCUCAGAAGAGGAUCAGGAGAAAUUGCUGGAAGCACUGAAGGACUUCACGGUGCCAUAUCUAGAUAAUGAGGAUGAGGGUAUGGAAGAACAUGGCGAUGGAGGCAAGGAAAAUAUCAAAGAGAGCACGAAAAGGCAGAACGAAUCUAAGAGUGCUGGUGAUGCUCCUUCAAAGAAACAAAGAAAAGUUUCUCCUGAGAUGUCCAAUAGGGAAAUGCUUAAGAUGCAAUCUAAUCUAUUGUGGGAAACACACAAGAAUAUUAAGGACAAUCUAACGAAGAAUGAAAUGGUGGAAAUGCUCGCUGAGAAUUCCCAGAAAGCCCCAACUGGUGAUAGGCUCAUAAAUCAUCUUGUCGACUGUGUAGUUUUUGGCGUAUGCUUGCCGUGUCCGAAAUGUGGAGGUCAGCUAAGCUACAGUUCGUCUUCGAGAACCUAUAUAUGCGACGGACAGAUUUCGGAAUAUACCAAGUGCACGCAUCACGACAAAAAUCCAGAGCGGAAGAAAUUCGUGAUCCCGAAACAUCUGAUGAAGGAGAAUGAUUACAUCAAAAAGCUCAAAGUUAAUCUGCUGAAGAACCGUGUGUACAAUGAAGCAGUUGCCAAUGAGACUAUUGUGAGUCACUCCGAUCAAUUUAAAUACCUUGGAUCGCGUGGAAUGACUUCAUCUGAAGAGAAAGGUGAUACGGAAGGGAAGAGUAUCGGAGUGGGUUCGGGAAUAUCACAACAACUGGUAAAAGGAGGCACUGUUGUUGAUCAAGAAUGUGAAUAUGCGCAGGUGUCCCAUGUUCAUCGUGGGAAAAAUGGUGUUUUGUACUCAGUAGUUUUGGGCAGCGUUGACAUGCAGACGAACAGGAACUCUUACUACAAAAUACAACUGCUUAAACACGACCAUAAGCCAACAUUCUACGUGUUCCGUUCUUGGGGUCGUGUUGGAACUAUGAUUGGAGGUACACGAACGGAAAUGUUCCGCAAUGAAGAAAACGCUGUAGAAGCCUUUGAACACCUAUUUUUGGAAAAAUCUGGUAAUGAAUGGGAAAACAAGGACAAUUUCAAGAAAGUGCCAGGCCGCUUGGGUUUCGUGGAUACCGAUUUUACUGCACAGGGGGAACCGAAAGUUUCGUCUGUCACCCCUGGUUCGUUGAGCAAACUUCAUCCUGUCAUCAAAGACCUGAUGCUUAUGAUCUUUGACAUGGAAGAAAUGAAAACUCAAAUGCUUGGUUUUCAACUCGAUUUAGAUAAGAUGCCACUCGGUAGACUCUCGAGGAAGCAGAUAACCAAUGCGUAUGCAGUAUUAACGGAAUUGCAAACGAUAAUGUCGAAGAAAUUGGACGCGGAUAAAAUUCUUGAUGCUUCGAACCGUUUCUACACUCUUAUUCCACACAACUUUGGGAUGAAGAAACCACCGCUAUUGCAGUCCGCCGAUUUAAUUAAAGAAAAAUGUGCUAUGCUGGAUUCGUUAUUGGAGAUUCAAAUCGCAUACCAGGUUAUCAAACAAGAAGAGGGAGAAGAAGCAGAGGAUCGCGAUCCUGUGGAUGUACAUUAUGAGAAACUCAAAUGCAAAAUGGAGGUUGUUGAACACGAUUCGCCUGAGUUCAACACUAUUAAAACGUACAUGGUAAACACUCAUGGAGCUACACAUACUAUGUUCGAUCUCGAUAUUGUAGAUAUCAUUCGCGUUGAUCGUACAGGCGAAGAGGAGAAGUUCAAAGUCAAUCUCGGGAACCGGAUGCUUCUGUGGCAUGGUUCAGCUACGGCUAACUAUGGUGGAAUCCUGUCGCAAGGACUUCGUAUAGCACCUCCGGAAGCGCCUGCGACUGGUUACAUGUUUGGCAAAGGAGUGUACUUUGCUGAUAUGGCUUCAAAAUCCGCGAACUAUUGCAAGGUUUUCAAAAAUGAUGCUGACGGAUUGUUGUUGUUAUGUGAUGUGGCUCUUGGCAAUGUCAAACAUGAGCUCGAUGCAAAGGAAUACACGUUGAAGAAGCUUAAAAGUUUCAACAGUGUGCAGGGACUCGGGAAAACUGAGCCGAAUCCCAGCGAGGCUAUUAAGUCAGAAGAAGGCUACACAAUACCGCUUGGGAAACCGGUGGAUGCCAAUCAGGAUAAGAAAUGCACACUCCUCUACAACGAAUUCAUUGUCUAUGAUGUGAAUCAGAUAAGGAUCAGAUAUGUUGUGAGAACCAAAUUCAAGAUGAACAUGAUGUGA